Molecule: messenger RNA, 838 nt
Organism: Malaya genurostris
Lineage: Eukaryota; Metazoa; Arthropoda; Insecta; Diptera; Culicidae
Exons: 3
Coding region: 84-467 (127 amino acids)
Biological process (GO): sensory perception of smell
Molecular function (GO): odorant binding
Source: RefSeq, a predicted model, not a curated record
ACAAGUUCCAGCAGAGGGUGUUUGAUCAACUGUGGCGAAAUGAAUUGUUUUACAAGUUACGUUUUUCUGGGUCUGGCAGCUUCAUGUCUGGUAUUGCUGGAUUUACGGAAGAACAACUACAAAAACAAAAUGUUGUCGUCGGAAAAUGUGCUGAUGAGCUCGGCAUAGAGUUGAACAGUGAUUUUACGGAACAAUGGACAUUCAACGGAAACCUUUUCCCGGAUGAAGAAACACCGAAGAAAUUUGUCGUUUGCAUCGUCCGUGCUCUCGGCGUGAUGGAUGCUGAUGGUACGUUCAAACUUCAAGCCUUGGUUGACUUUCUGGGCGACAAUCAUGACGUUCCAGCGUUAAAAAAGCACACUACUAAAUGUAACAUGGAAGGAGGAGAUACCGUCGAAGAUAGAACAUACAACAUCUACAAGUGUUUCUGGGAUGAAGAAACAAAGCAGACCUUUAAAAUAGAAUAGAAAAUUCGAAAAAUAAAAAUAAUCGACCAACGUGAUGUUCAGCACUCCUAAUUUCAAGCUACAACAAGUUACGCGAAAAACCAUACUUAAAAAUCGAUUUUAGAUUGAAGUAAGUACUGUAUAAUUGAGAAUUAGUUAGGGAAAACCAAUGAAAAUGUGAUUUCUUUCGUUAAAAACUGUAAACAAAAGCCAUCUAAAAAUGCGGGAUUUUUCGUAAUGAACGAAAAUAUGUUUCAGUUUAAUGUGAAGGCCUACACAAUUUUGUAUAUCAUUCGAUUACAAUUUUACAAUCUCCGGAGACGUCUAAAAGAAGCAAUAUUAAAAAUUAAAUUUUGUUUACAUAUUUUCAAAUAAACCAAAAAUCAAAGUGA